Molecule: messenger RNA, 5398 nt
Organism: Dipodomys spectabilis (banner-tailed kangaroo rat)
Lineage: Eukaryota; Metazoa; Chordata; Mammalia; Rodentia; Heteromyidae
Gene: Ptpru
Product: protein tyrosine phosphatase receptor type U
Exons: 30
Coding region: 40-4350 (1436 amino acids)
Biological process (GO): protein dephosphorylation
Cellular component (GO): membrane
Molecular function (GO): protein binding; protein tyrosine phosphatase activity
Source: RefSeq, a predicted model, not a curated record
AGCGCCGGGGCCCGGGGGUCAGGCGGCGGUGCCCUCGUCAUGGCCCGCGCCCAGGCGCUGGUCCUGGCGCUCACCUUCCAGCUCUGCGCUCCGGAGACGGAGACUCCGGCAGCUGGCUGUACCUUUGAGGAGGUGAGUGACCCAGCGGUGCCCUGCGAAUACAGCCAGGCCCAGUAUGACGACUUCCAGUGGGAGCAAGUGAGGAUCCACCCUGGCACCCGGGCCUCUGCGGACCUGCCCCACGGUGCCUAUUUGAUGGUUAAUGCUUCCCAGCAUGCCCCUGGGCAGCGGGCCCACGUGAUCUUCCAGAGCCUGAGUGAGAAUGACACCCACUGUGUACAGUUCAGCUACUUCCUGUACAGCCGGGAUGGGCACAGCCCAGGCACCCUGGGUGUCUAUGUGCGUGUUAAUGGGGGCCCCCUGGGCAGUGCCGUCUGGAAUAUGACUGGAUCCCAUGGCCAUCAGUGGCACCAGGCUGAGCUGGCUGUCAGUACCUUCUGGCCCAAUGAAUACCAGGUACUGUUUGAGGCCCUCAUUUCUCCAGAUCGCAGGGGCUACAUGGGCCUAGAUGACAUUCUGCUUCUCAGCUACCCUUGCGCAAAGGCCCCCCACUUCUCCCGCCUGGGUGAUGUGGAGGUCAACGCGGGACAGAAUGCAUCCUUUCAGUGCAUGGCAGCAGGCCGGGCAGCUGAGGCCGAGCGCUUCUUCCUGCAGAGGCAGAGUGGGGUUCUGGUGCCUGCGGCCAGCGUGCGACAUAUCAGCCACCGGCGCUUCCUGGCCACUUUCCCGCUGGCAGGCGUGGGCCGUGCGGAGCAGGACCUCUACCGCUGCGUGUCCCAGGCCCCGCGCGGGGCAGGUGUCUCCAACUUCGCAGAGCUCAUCGUUAAGGAGCCUCCGACUCCCAUCGCGCCCCCACAGCUGCUGCGAGCGGGCCCCACCUACCUCAUCAUCCAGCUCAACACCAAUUCCAUCAUCGGCGAUGGGCCCAUCGUGCGCAAAGAGAUCGAAUACCGUAUGACGCGCGGCCCGUGGGCCGAGGUGCACGCAGUCAACCUGCAGACCUACAAGCUGUGGCACCUGGACCCCGACACCGAGUAUGAGAUCAGUGUGCUGCUCACUCGCCCAGGGGACGGUGGCACAGGCCGCCCAGGACCACCACUCCUUAGCCGCACCAAGUGUGCAGAGCCCAUGAGGGCCCCCAAAGGCCUGGCUUUUGCUGAGAUCCAGGCUCGUCAGCUGACCCUGCAGUGGGAGCCAUUGGGUUACAACGUGACACGGUGCCACACCUACACUGUGUCCCUUUGCUAUCACUAUAUCCCGGGCAGUAGCCACAACCAGACCAUUCGGGAAUGCGUAAAGAUGGAGCGGGGUGCUAGCCGCUACACCAUCAAGAACCUGCAGCCCUACCGCAGUGUCCAUGUGCGCCUGGUCCUCACAAACCCCGAGGGGCGCAAGGAGGGCAAGGAGGUCACCUUCCAGACUGAUGAAGAUGUGCCUGGUGGGAUUGCAGCUGAGUCCUUGACCUUCACUCCACUGGAGGACAUGAUCUUCCUCAAGUGGGAGGAGCCCCAGGAACCUAAUGGCCUCAUCACUCAGUAUGAGAUCAGCUAUCAGAGCAUCGAGUCGUCAGACCCAGCGGUGAACGUGCCAGGCCCACGACGAACCAUUUCCAAGCUUCGCAAUGAGACCUACCACGUAUUCUCCAACCUACACCCGGGCACCACCUACCUGUUCUCUGUGCGAGCUCGCACUGGCAAGGGAUUCGGCCAGGCAGCCCUCACUGAGAUCACCACCAACAUCUCAGCUCCCAGCUUUGAUUAUGCCGACAUGCCGUCACCCCUGGGCGAGUCCGAGAACACCAUCACCGUGCUUCUGAGACCGGCCCAGGGCCGAGGUGCACCCAUCAGUGUGUACCAGGUGAUUGUGGAGGAGGAGCGGCCGAGGCGGCUGCGGCGGGAGCCAGGUGGCCAGGACUGCUUCCCAGUGCCUCUGACCUUUGAGACGGCGCUGGCUCGGGGCCUGGUGCACUACUUUGGGGCCGAACUGGCAGCCAGCAGUCUUCCUGAGGCCACCCCAUUCACCGUGGGUGAUAAUCAGACAUAUCGGGGCUUCUGGAACCCACCGCUCGAGCCCAGGAAGUCCUACCUCAUCUACUUUCAGGCAGCCAGCCAUCUGAAGGGGGAAACCCGGCUGAAUUGCAUCCGAAUUGCCAGGAAAGCUGCCUGCAAGGAGAGCAAGCGGCCCUUGGAGGUGUCACAGAGGUCGGAGGAAAUGGGCCUCAUCCUGGGCAUCUGUGCUGGUGGCCUUGCUGUCCUUAUCCUCCUCCUGGGGGCCAUCAUUGUUAUCAUUCGCAAGGGGAAGCCAGUGACCAUGACCAAGGCCACCGUCAACUACCGCCAGGAGAAGACACACAUGAUGAGUGCUGUGGACCGAAGCUUCACGGAUCAGAGUACCCUGCAAGAGGAUGAGCGGCUAGGCCUGUCUUUCAUGGAUACCCCUGGCUACAGCCCCCGAGGAGACCAGCGCAGCAGUGGGGUCACUGAGGCCAGCAGCCUCCUGGGGGGCUCACCACGGCGCCCAUGUGGCCGGAAGAGCUCCCCGUACCACACAGGGCAGCUGCACCCCGCGGUGCGUGUGGCCGAUCUUCUGCAACACAUCAACCAGAUGAAGACAGCCGAAGGCUAUGGCUUCAAGCAGGAGUAUGAGAGCUUCUUUGAAGGCUGGGAUGCUACAAAGAAGAAAGACAAACUCAAGGGGAGCCGGCAGGAGUCAAUGCCUGCCUAUGAUCGGCACCGAGUGAAACUCCAUCCAAUGCUGGGAGACCCCAAUGCCGACUACAUUAAUGCCAACUACAUAGACGGUUACCACAGGUCAAACCACUUCAUAGCCACUCAAGGGCCGAAGCCCGAGAUGAUCUACGACUUCUGGCGCAUGGUGUGGCAGGAGCACAGUUCAAGCAUCGUCAUGAUCACUAAGCUGGUAGAGGUGGGCAGGGUAAAGUGUGCACGGUACUGGCCUGAGGACUCAGACAUGUAUGGGGACAUCAAGAUCACGUUGAUGAAGACGGAAACGCUGGCUGACUACGUGGUGCGAACCUUUGCACUGGAGCGGAGAGGCUACUCUGCCCGGCAUGAGGUUCGCCAGUUCCAUUUCACGGCAUGGCCCGAGCAUGGUGUCCCCUACCAUGCCACCGGGCUCCUGGCUUUUAUCCGGCGUGUAAAGGCCUCCACCCCGCCUGAUGCUGGGCCCAUUGUCAUCCACUGCAGCGCGGGCACUGGACGCACAGGUUGCUACAUUGUCCUGGAUGUGAUGCUGGAUAUGGCUGAGUGUGAGGGCGUUGUGGACAUUUACAACUGCGUGAAGACCCUCUGCUCCCGGCGCGUCAACAUGAUCCAGACCGAGGAACAGUACAUCUUCAUCCAUGAUGCAAUCCUGGAGGCCUGCCUGUGUGGGGAGACCACCAUCCCUGUCAAUGAGUUCAAGGCUACCUACAGAGAGAUGAUCCGCAUUGAUCCUCAGAGUAAUUCUUCCCAGCUACGGGAAGAGUUUCAGACGCUGAACUCCGUCACACCACCGCUGGAUGUGGAGGAAUGUAGCAUCGCCCUGCUGCCCCGGAACCGUGACAAGAACCGCAGCAUGGACGUUCUGCCACCUGACCGCUGCCUGCCCUUCCUCAUCUCCACCGACGGGGACCCCAACAAUUACAUCAAUGCGGCUCUGACUGAUAGCUACACACGGAGCGCGGCGUUCAUCGUGACCCUGCACCCGCUGCAGAGUACCACCCCUGACUUCUGGAGGCUGGUCUACGACUAUGGGUGCACCUCCAUCGUCAUGCUCAACCAGCUGAACCAGUCCAACUCUGCUUGGCCCUGCCUGCAAUACUGGCCAGAGCCAGGCCGGCAGCAGUACGGCCUCAUGGAAGUGGAGUUUGUGUCAGGCACUGCGGAUGAAGACUUGGUGGCCCGAGUUUUCCGGGUACAGAACAUCUCUCGGCUGCAGGAGGGCCACCUGCUGGUGCGGCACUUCCAGUUCCUGCGCUGGUCUGCCUACCGGGACACACCUGACUCCAGGAAGGCCUUUCUGCACCUGCUGGCUGAGGUGGACAAGUGGCAGGCGGAGAGCGGGGACGGGCGCACCGUGGUCCACUGCCUGAAUGGGGGUGGCCGUAGUGGCACCUUCUGCGCCUGCGCGACAGUCCUGGAGAUGAUUCGCUGCCACAGCCUGGUGGAUGUUUUCUUUGCUGCCAAAACGCUUCGGAACUACAAGCCCAAUAUGGUGGAGACCAUGGAUCAGUACCACUUUUGCUACGAUGUGGCCCUGGAGUACCUGGAGGGGCUGGAGUCAAGAUAGCGGCCCCUGGUCUAGAAUACCCGCUGUGCACUCAGGGCCAGGCCUGACAUCCCAGACUAGCCAGGAGGACCUGUGCUCCCAACUCUGCUUAGCCAUAGCCCGAUGGGGAAAGUGCUGGAGUUGACUGCUAGGUCAUCCUGGUGUCCCCAGGGACUGGCUGUGGGCCAGGGAGGAGAUUGGCAAGACUGCAGUCCAGCGCUACCUGCAGACCUGUGCUGAGAGGCUUGGCACCGCCUGCCACAGUGACAGGAGAAGAAAAGCCAGCUUGUUCCACUUGGUUCCAGCCCAGCCCUUGGCAGAGAAGAGUGAGGUCCUGCAAAGAGUGUCUCAGGCCAAAGUUUCUACCCUGCAGGGUCUGGGGUGUGGCAUCUUGAGUCCCUUGUGGUUGAGCUUCCCUGAGAGUGCUGAUUUUCCAGUGGGACACACUGACCACCCUCUUCAGGGGAAUUGCAGUGCUCGCCCUGUAAUUCCUGGGGUAUUGGCUCACCACCUUCCCCACUUCUGCUUUCCUGACAUGUGCUCUGAGCUUCCUGGGACAGGAUCUGUCCAUCCCUGCCAUAACCUGUGUGGGCUCCUUUCUGGCCUGGCCCCGAGUCUGCAGAAUGAAGCCACCUCAGCUCUUCCUUUCCUUAGCCUUCAGGACUCUUAUCACUUGGUUCUGCCAGUGUGGGCCGGUGAUGAUCUACAAGGUUGAACCACAGUUCCUGGGGCUGAAGUCCCUAUGGGUUGUGGUCAGGCUGCUCACUGGGGAGAGGGUAGUGCCGGGGCAGAGCUGGUCACAACCCGUAGAGUUCAGAGGAAGGAGGGGUACUGGGAGAUGGAGGAUCAGUGUUUUUUAUUUUUUUUGGUUGUUUAUUUUGUUAUUUUUUUGAUGGGUGGGUGGGAAGGUCUCUUUAAAAUGAGGCAGGCCACACCCCCAUUCCGUGCCUCAAUUUCCCCAUCUGUAAACUGUAGAUAUGACUACUGACCUACCUCUCAGGGGGCUGUGGGGAGGCAUAAGGUAAUGUUUGUAAAGCGCUUUGUAAAUAAACGUGCUCUCUGAAUGCCA